UCUUGUGUCGUACAUCACGUUUUCAGUAUCCACGGGGCUUGUGGAUCCAGGUAGGUUGUUCGCACUUCGCGGGUCCUAGUAAGACCGGAGCGUCUAUAUAAAGGACCGAACGAGUCAACUUGCCCUCAUUCAGCACCAUGUCUUCAGACUCUUCUCCGCCCCCAAAUCUCCCAAUCCCUUGGCCAGAAGGAGUAGAGAUAUCAACCCACACCGGUGGUUGUCAUUGCAAGAAGAUUCGGUUCGAGUUUGAAUACCCAGCGGACAUAUAUUCGCUGCCUGUUCCCGAAUGCAACUGUUCUAUUUGCGAGGACCGCGGGUCAAUGAAUGUGUACACUUGGGAAAACAAGUUCAGACUGACCAGUGGAUCGGAAGGGGACUUGUCAAUCUACAAGUUCCACGCCAAAAGAGUAAACCACAGAUCCUGCAAAGUUUGUGGGUCGUAUAUUGGUGCUCUUGUCCCGGUUCCUACGCCAGGACAUCCGGGCAUCAUCGUUGUCAACACCAGAACCAUCGACAACAUCGAGCUCAAGAAGUUUCAGCGCACGCCGGUUAAUGGGAGAGCAUGGUAA
Molecule: messenger RNA, 569 nt
Organism: Mycena indigotica
Lineage: Eukaryota; Fungi; Basidiomycota; Agaricomycetes; Agaricales; Mycenaceae
Product: GFA domain-containing protein
Exons: 2
Coding region: 138-569 (143 amino acids)
Molecular function (GO): carbon-sulfur lyase activity
Source: RefSeq, a predicted model, not a curated record